AUGUGUAUAAAUGGAGAACAGGCUGUUCCUUGCAAGGGUGAGGAUGUAAGUGCUACUACUUACAAAGUACUUGGAGGAGGAGUAAUAGAAGUAAGUAAUAAGAAGAGAAGGAAAGACAGUGAAUUUAAGCUCCGUUACGAGGCUCAGCUCGAACUCAACAGCAAACUCGAGGAGCAGACGCUGUGGUACGAAGAGGAAGUGGAGAAGACAAAGGAAAAGAUUAAGAAAGGUCAGGAAUUUUCCUACGAUGCGGAUCUGGACAAAUACAGCGAGUUUGAACUCCUAAGGAUGGUGAAGAGUUUGGAGAGAGAGAGGAAUAACUUGUACAGUGAUCUGAGGAACAAGAGUUGGCUGUUGGAUAACCAGUCGAAGGAGUACCACCACCUGAAGGAGCUGAUCCGCGCCUACACGGGCGACCUGACCAUCGUGAACCGGUCGCUGGAGCACAUGUGGCGCCAGCGGAGCAUCAGCCGGGACUCAGGCUUCGCGGGGGGCGCCACGCCAGUCACCUCCCCGGGGGGUGUAAAGUGGAGCAGCGGUCAGUCCGGCAUCCGGCCAUCGCAGCGCAUCUUGGACCCGCGCAAAGGACCCAUCAGGAAGACGGUGGGCGUGCGCUCCCUCCCGCGCCUCGACCAGGAAGCGCUCGAUUACUACGACGCCGCAGGACUGAGCAGAAAGGCGCGAUCCAGGUCUCGAGGACGAGCGAGGACCCGAGCCAAGUCCCUGGAGGCGAAGAAAGAGUCCAACAGGCUGAUGAGGGAGGACGAGCGGGCGAAGUCGUCGGGCGAAGUCGUCUCGCAGAGGUCGUCCUCGGGAGUCUUCGAGGAGUCGUCGUACGAGGCGAGCAACGAGGCCUCGACCAGCGCCUCCGUCGAGCUCGGGUCGGAGAAGUGAGCGAAGGGAGGAGAGAAGAGAAUAAGAGAAUAGCAUGGAAGAGAAUAGAAGAAGAGGGGGGAGGAGAAGUGAGCGAUUAGAGGAGAGGAGAGAAUAAGAGAAAAGUAUGGGAGAAUAUAGAAGAAGAGAAGGGAGAAGUAAGCGGAGUCCCGGAUGCCUUCUCAUGGGGAGAGAUAAGGAAGAAGGUGUAGAGGAAGCGAGGAGAGGAGGGAGAGAAGAGAAGAGGAUAAGGGAAUAAAAUAGAAUGGACUGUAAUAUAAUAUAUAAUAGAAUAGAAGAGGAAAGGGAAGUUAAGGUGAUGUGAUGUGUAAGGAGACGGACAGAAGAGAAAAGGAAAGAGAAGAGACGAGAAGAGAAAAUCAGAGAAGGAACGAGAAGAGAAAGGAAGAGAAGCAAAAAAAGAAUGAAGGCGAGAAAAGGUUCCUCGUGUUCCACAAGAAGAGUUCCUCUGGAUCUGUGUCUUGCGCGCGUCCUUAGCCUCGAAGUAUCAGUCUCCUCGAAGCUUAAACCGGGCAAGAGUCAUUUAGGUCUUAGGUCCCGGAGUAUCAGGGUCUCCAGCUUUCGGUAUCAGGUGAGGUUUUGUUUGGGUUUAGGAUAAUGUGCGUAUAAGAUUUAGAAGACUAAUGAGCCUUUUUUUAUUAACUACUUUGGGCUUGGGUAUUCGGUGAAGUAUACACCGGCUUCCAAUAUAAGGACUUCAUUAAUAGGAGGGGCUGGCUUCAUUAUCAGGAGGGACUUGGUUCAAUAUCAAGAGAGAUUUGCUUCAGCAUCAGGAGGAACUUGCUUCAAUAUCAAGUAAUCCGAUAAGGUUCGGGCUAAUCUAGGAUUUCGGCCUUGCUUUAACCUUCAGGAUUGAGAUGACAUUUUGAAAUUUGAUAAAGUUUGUCGUUGAACUCCUUCAUUAUUAGAAUUUCCGAAAAAAAAAAAAAUUGCUUUACUUGAAACAUAAUUAAUUUGGUAUGUGUAAGUAAGUAAGAGUAUUUUUUUUUUUUUUUCAUAGCGUAUUCCGUCCAAUAAGCAAUACUAUUAAAAAUGAAGAAUGGAUGUAUGUCAGUGAAUAUAGACAUAAAUAGAUGAAUGAGAGAGAGAAAGAGAGAGAGAGAGACUGGUGAUUACAUUCGCCCAUAAAUGAACUGUAAAUAGGAAUAAACAUAUACCAAUGUAA
Penaeus chinensis is the source of this 2059-nucleotide messenger RNA. RefSeq names its product coiled-coil domain-containing protein 169-like. Bases 1 to 894 code for a protein of 297 amino acids. The transcript is spliced from 8 exons. Lineage: Eukaryota; Metazoa; Arthropoda; Malacostraca; Decapoda; Penaeidae. The record is from RefSeq and is a predicted model, not a curated record.